AGGGAAGAGGAAGUGCCUGACCAGGCUGGCCCCGCGCACGGUGCACCCAGACUCUCCUGGGCCGGCUGAGCGCGCUCGGUUCCGGGUCCGGUGACUCGCGUGACAAGCGUUGCCGGGUGCGCAGAGGAAGGAUCUGCCCUGACAGCCUGGUGGAAGAUUCCCGGUGCCCAUGGCGGGCGAGGGAUUCGGGCAGCCGGGGACGACAGCCACCCUGGCGCCCGAGACCCGGGAGCACCUCUUCAAGGUGCUGGUCAUCGGUGAGCUGGGCGUGGGCAAGACCAGCAUCAUCAAGCGCUAUGUGCACCAGCUCUUCUCCCAGCACUACCGCGCCACCAUCGGGGUCGACUUCGCCCUCAAAGUCCUCAACUGGGACAGCAGGACGCUCGUGCGCCUGCAGCUGUGGGACAUCGCGGGGCAGGAGCGGUUUGGGAACAUGACCCGAGUCUACUACAAGGAAGCUCUUGGGGCAUUUGUCGUCUUUGAUCUCUCAAGAAGCUCCACAUUUGAGGCAGUCUUAAAAUGGAAAAAUGAUCUGGAUAGUAAGGUCCAUCUUCCCAAUGGCAGCCCCAUUCCUGCUGUCCUCCUAGCUAACAAGUGUGACCAGAAGAAGGAUGGCACCCAAAGUCCUUCCCAAAUGGACCAGUUCUGUAAAGAUCACGGAUUCACUGGAUGGUUUGAAACCUCUGCCAAGGAUAAUAUAAACAUCGACGAGGCCACCCGGUUCCUAGUGGAAAACAUCCUUGCGAACCAGCAGAGCUUUCCCAGCGAAGAAAACGACAUGGACAAAAUUAAACUGACCGAUGAGCCCCUCCCGGCAAAGCCCAGGUCCCAGUGCUGCUGACGUGUCUCUGCGCUGGCUGCCCUGUCUCCUUGGUCCUGCGUGUGUCUGAGGAUGCUCAUGGUGCCACUGUCCCCUGUGAGUGUCUCUCAGGUGUGCUUUACCAUCCGGCUGCACAGGAAUCGCUCGUGUGAAGCCGGAGAUCCGUGGAGAACAGUUCCCACCAGAGACCCUGUGACUUACCAGAUGAACCCUAGGUUCUUUUUGUACUGCCAAAUGCAGACUAAUGUUUUUAUCCUUUGAAGCAUUAUUGGACGUGCGUUUCAAGUGUUAGCUUUUAGUGUAAGUACUGAAGUAGCAGAAAAACUUCCCCGCGGUGUUUCUGACA
Molecule: messenger RNA, 1166 nt
Organism: Phodopus roborovskii (desert hamster)
Lineage: Eukaryota; Metazoa; Chordata; Mammalia; Rodentia; Cricetidae
Gene: Rab32
Product: RAB32, member RAS oncogene family
Exons: 3
Coding region: 170-841 (223 amino acids)
Biological process (GO): phagosome-lysosome fusion; endosome to lysosome transport
Cellular component (GO): late endosome; trans-Golgi network; Golgi apparatus
Molecular function (GO): GTPase activity; GTP binding
Source: RefSeq, a predicted model, not a curated record